UAUUACACAAUAUUUCAGGAACCAUAUUUACCUUUUUUUAUUGACAAGGACAUACAUAUAUCUAUCUAUAUCCUUUUACUCCACAGCAUUAACACUUUUUUGCAGUUGCGUCACCUACCUUUUUCAAUUAGCCUUUAUUCACACUCGCCUUUGCACUACUCGACAUCAUUGACGACAUCACUUUUUGUUCGAUUAUCUCAUAUCCGGAAUUAAUACAACGCCUCUUACAUCGACAUUUAUCCAUUUAGAUACUCCAGAAACCCCUCAUUAUCGGAAUAUCCUCUACCUUGGUCGUUUCAUUAUCCAAAUAUCCUAACAACUUAUCUUGGGCUGCUGCACACUUGUACCAAUUGAGUCCAAUUCGUUAACUGACCCAAUUGAAUAUUCCAAACUACAUACUUCUUCACCAAACCCACCACUUCGACGCAAUCACCACCAAAACCAGUGGUACAUUCCAAUACUUCUAGAUUUGUACCGAUCUACACAUCAGGGACCUAUACAGACGCACGAAAGUUCACUCCUGUGUACAAUACAAGUCGCACGAAACUAUUAGGACAAUAAGUUUCCAAUCAGAAUUUUCGGAUUGCAAAGCACUUUUUGUGAGAGAAGUACCUUUGUAUUUCUUGUAUCGUAUGGUAUUUGGCAUCUGGGUAGAUAUUUUUUCUUUUUUAAAAAAAGGAAAGAAAAUCAUUCUUCAUUGCUGGGUUUUUGGCGAUACGAGUCGUGGAGGCAUUCUGAAAAAUCGUCUUCAUACUACUUUGCAAUUUUGGGAAGCAGAUAUACACAUAGAUAUCACUUGAUAUCACUUGAUCAGUAGUUUUGAUCACGUUACAAUUAUAACCCAUCUACCACACUCUUCCUCACAAUCGGAAGGAAAAAGAUGGCUCCUUCAGCAAUCAGCACAAGCAAUUCCCCAGAAGGACUACGUCCCGUUGCCAUCAACGGCCAAAAAAUCAUGUCUUCCCUCAAGAUGGAUAAUCUCUCCCUCUCCCCAAACCAAACCCUCACCGGCGUCCCCUCCUCUGAAUCUCUCGACCUAGUCUGCGUCGGGUUCGGUCCGGCCUCCCUCGCCAUUGCUAUCGCUCUCCACGACGCCUACUCCAAAUCUUCGCUGCCUCCACCAAAAGUUCUUUUCUUAGAGAGGCAAUCCGAGUUUGCCUGGCACGCGGGUAUGCAACUUCCUGGUGCGCGAAUGCAAAUUUCGUUCUUGAAAGAUUUAGCUACGCCUAGAGAUCCCCGAUCCAAGUUUACUUUCAUCAACUAUUUGCAUUGUAAGGGAAGGUUGAAUACGUUUAUCAACUUGAGCACUUUCCUGCCAAGUCGUAUGGAAUAUGAAGAUUAUUUGAGAUGGUGCGCUAGCCAUUUUGAAAAAGAAGGAUGUGUGAAAUAUGGUGCAAAUGUGGAGUCGGUGGUUCCUUCAUCACCUUCAGCUGAGGAUGGAAAGAUUCCUUCGUUUACUAUUUCUUCUUCUUCUCCUUCGGGUGAACUUGUCACUCAUUCUGCUCGUCAUGUAGUUAUUGCUGUUGGUGGAAAACCUAUCAUUCCACCUGUUCUCCAAAACAAACCUUGCGUGUUACAUUCUUCUCAAUUUGCUACCAAUAUUGGAAAGAUUGAGAAGUUGCAAAGGGAAACUAGAAAACCAUUGAGAUUUGCUGUUAUUGGUAGUGGACAGAGUGCUGCCGAGAUUUAUAAUGAUUUAUGGGAACGUUUUGGUGAAGAGACGGGUGUUACUGUUAAUUUGCUUGUCAAGGGACAGAGUUUGAGACCAAGUGAUGAUAGUCCUUUGUGAGUUUUCUUCAUUCUUCAUCACAUCUUCCUCCACCCUUUUUCCACAUAUCACAAAACUAACACCCAAAAGCGUAAACGAGAUCUUCGAUCCUGACCGCGUAACACCUCAUUACAACCGACCCUCCCACCUCCGCGCUGCCGGCAUCGUUCUUGACCGCGCAACGAACUAUGGAGUAGUACGUCUAGAACUCCUCGAGCAUCUUUACGAAAAACUUUACAUCCAACGCAUUAAAUGUGAACGCACUGGAGCCGAACCCCGCGCAGCCAUCAUCGUAAAUCGACGUGUUAUUUCCGCAACUACAUCUCCUUCUCAUGAUAGUUUACGCCUGAAGAUUGUAACUGAAGAUGGAGAUGAAAAGGUAGAAGAGGAAUUAGAUGUGGAUUAUAUUUUUACAGCUACGGGAUAUAGAAGAGAUGCUCAUGUUAGUAUUUUGGAAGGAUGUGAAGAACUUGCUACUGGCGAGGGAAGUGAUGUUAAAGGAGAGAAUGGCUUAGUUAAAGGUAAAUGGACUGUUGGAAGAGAUUAUAGAGUUAAGAUGGUAGAGGGGCGUGUGAAAAAUGAGGCGGGGAUUUGGUUGCAGGGUUGUAAUGAGUCGACGCAUGGGGUAUGCUUUCUUUCCUUUCUUUCCUUUCUUUCCUUUUCUCCGUUCAUAUGUUUUGAUUAUACGAAGAAAUGAAUAAAUACUAACCCGAAACAGUUGUCCGAUUCUCUCCUCUCAAUUCUCGCCAUCAGAGGCGGAGAAUUAGUCGAGAGCAUGUUUGGGGAACAACUUGCUCAAGCUGGAAAGACGUAGUUCUUUUUUCUUGACUUGCCUUCCUAUUAAUACAAUGCUCUAUCAUGGAAUGAUAAGUAUCCAGCUACAGCGUAUCGCUCCCGAAUAGAACGAUUUUCUUUCUCAGGCGGUUGUUUCUGGCUAGUGGCAUGUUGGCGGUUUGUAUGUUAGUUCGCUAGGGGAAGAGGGGAAGAGAAGGGGGAAGGUAGGAGUAAAU
Sclerotinia trifoliorum is the source of this 2778-nucleotide messenger RNA. The record is from the annotation of a GenBank genome assembly. NCBI's taxonomy places the organism in Eukaryota, Fungi, Ascomycota, Leotiomycetes, Helotiales, Sclerotiniaceae.